GUUAGUGUACUCUAGAGUGUGAUUGUUUGAUCCCUACUAGUGUAUAGUGCAUGGGCUGUCAGAGACUACUCUAGAGUAUGACUGAUCCCUGUUAGUGCACUAGCUGGCUGACUUCACUCAUUCUGUCCGUUGUAGUUCAGCCCCAUGUCCUCAGUGUCUCAGAGGAUGGAAACUGCCUCCGGUCUGAUCCCCAUGAUCCUUACACCAUAUGUGGCCAAGCGAGAUGUCACUGCCCGCUAUGAGCUGCCCCCCGGACAGUACCUGAUCAUCCCCACCACCUACAUGCCCCAUGAGGAGUCUUCCUUUACCCUGAGGGUCUUCACAGAGACAGAGAACACACUCACGGAGAUUGACUGUGAGGUGAAAGCGAGAGGGGAGGUCUUCCAGGAGAGUGAGCUCCGGAUCAGUGCGGAAGAGUUCAGCAGACAUUUCAAGCGACUCUCAGGACAGGACCAGGAAAUCAGCCCUGAGGAGCUGCAGAAGAUCCUCAUACAGGUCACCUCCAAACACACGCACCUGAAGACACAUGGGUUUUCCCUGGACACCUGCUCCCAACUUCUGAAGAUCUCGGACUUCAGUGGGACCGGAAAGCUUCAGCUGGAAGAAUUUAAAUAUCUCUGGAGCAAGAUUAAGGAAUGGGAGCACUUAUUCACAAAACACGACCGUGACAGAUCCGGAACAAUGGACAUACAGGAGCUGCGCCUAGCACUGGAAGCUGCCGGAUUUCAGCUGAACAACUCGCUGGUGGAGUCGCUGUGUAUGAAAUAUGGGAAUGAUGUCAGGCAGGUGGAUUUUGACAGCUUCUUGUCCUGCGUAGGGCACCUGGUUGGUGUAUUUGGGGAAUGUCGGAACAUGGACCAGAACAAAGAUGGCGUCAUCACACUUGGGGAACAGCAGUGGCAGCGGAUGGCACAUCUCCAACGAGACCAGUGACCCCACGCUCACGCAACACAGCAGUGGCAGGAACCACGGAUGCACCAAACACCAUCGUCGUGUGUUUUCCAUAAAUGAGGGUUAACUCCCAAUAUUACUUUGACUUGAAAUGUAUGUAUUGAUGUUAAAAAUGAAAUGUUAUAUCUGUUACUAAAGGCCUUCAGAGUUUCCAAUAAAAGUUUACAUUUA
Messenger RNA from Pseudophryne corroboree (corroboree frog), 1122 nucleotides. RefSeq names its product calpain-1 catalytic subunit-like. Gene Ontology annotation, cellular component: calpain complex. Bases 145 to 933 code for a protein of 262 amino acids. Gene Ontology annotation, molecular function: calcium ion binding. The transcript has 10 exons. NCBI's taxonomy places the organism in Eukaryota, Metazoa, Chordata, Amphibia, Anura, Myobatrachidae. The record is from RefSeq and is a predicted model, not a curated record.